Plasmodium vivax (malaria parasite P. vivax) is the source of this 6466-nucleotide messenger RNA. RefSeq lists its product as hypothetical. The transcript has 2 exons. The coding region runs from base 563 to 6466 and encodes 1967 amino acids. The record is from RefSeq and is a predicted model, not a curated record. NCBI's taxonomy places the organism in Eukaryota, Apicomplexa, Aconoidasida, Haemosporida, Plasmodiidae.
GUGGCAUUUCCAAAUAAGACUUCACGUGAAAAAUGUUGCAAAAAGACGCAAACAGUGCUACAACACGACGCGAAAUAAGCGAACGCCACCCCUUUCUUUUGGCACAUUUUUCUUGUCCCAUUUUGUUUCCUUACCAACUUUGUCCCAAGAGUGGCAUACAUGCAUGGCAUGUUUCCCUUUCAUUUGUCUCGUCCCUUCUAAGGGCAGCCUUUUUGUUUAAAUCACAAACUUGUUUUGCCCUUCACACACGGAUGUUCGCUAAGUGCACAGUUGGCGGAAAAUUCCAAAUGGGUGUAUAAGCGUGUGCAAGUAUACACUGUUUGGGAUAAUCCCCUUUUUUUUUCUUUUUCUUUUUUUUGUACACCUGCCUCGCACGCACACUUGUGUGAAGAGGCAUAAACGGGCGCAAAGCAACCCAACAAGCACAGACACGCAAAAAAAAGGGUAAAAAAAAAGGGCAAAAGAAAAAGAAGCCCCUCCACACAGAUACACACAUUAGCCCAUUCUGUGUACACUACUACGUGGUGCGCACCUAACCAAGGAGAACCCUACACUCGGCAAAAUGAAUACAGACUUAACAACCAGGGAAGCCAAAACUGCGGAGGAAAAGUCCCCCCUUGGUAGACUCACCUUUUCCGAGCUGGCCCAACUUUCCGAUUACCUAAAACCAAGUAGAAAUAACGAAAUGUCGUUGUUAGAAGGAAAACCCGAGUUGCCUGCACAGGACGAAAGUUAUAUGAACAGGUCAGCAAAAAAAAAUUUUCUCUUGGAAAAUUAUGAACUAGCUAGCCAAAAUGCACGAAAUAGCGCAAAAAAAAAAAAAAAUUCCGUGUGCAGUGAUAAAAGUUGCGUAGCGGAUAGCUGUAUAGAACAACCAGAGCAAAGUUACAAUCCUUUUAGGAAUAAACUCAUUGAUGAAGAAGAGAACAACCAUUUGAAACCUGCAAAGUGGCACAUGUCGCACGGACAUGACUCCAUCCAGGGGAAAGAAAAUUUACCAAACUGUGAGUCACAUGUGAACAGUUCGCUGAUAGGAGAACAAAAUGUGCUAACACGAAACGAUGAAGAUGCGCAUAAUAACCUCUCCAGCAAUUCCACGCGCAUAGACAGUUCCGAUGUUUUUUUCCCAACAAAGGAGAAUGGAAACAGUGUCAAGAAGGAAUGCGCCUCGUAUUCGCCAAGCAUAAGUAACAGCCGAAAGUGUGAAUGCGAUGAAAAUGGUAAAGCUGGGCAAUGGGGAGGCGGUAAGGCAGGGCCAAAUGCAGACACGCCGUUUGGGCGCGGGAUAAGCGGAAUAAGCGGAUUAAGUUUUUCUGGAGGAAGUGCACUGGGGAAGGAAUGCGAAGAGGUGGGCGAAGAAGAAGGAGGAGAAGAAAGGGAAGAGGAAGAAAAACAAGCGGAAUGUGAAAAAAGCGAGGAUGAAGAAAGCGAGGAAGAAAGAAGCGAGGAAGAAAGAAGCGAGGAAGAAAGAAGCGAGGAAGAAAGAAGCGAGGAAGAAAAAUGCGAGGAUGAUCAAAUUGAUGAUGAUCAAAGCGGUGAUGAACGAAGUGAUGACGAACAAAGUGAUGGAGACCAACUGGAUGAAGACCAACACGAUGAAGACCAACGCGAUGGAGACCAACGUACGGACGAAGAAGCAGACAUGCCGAUCGACCCCACAACCGCAAAGGAAAAGCGGCCUAGCCAAGGCAGCAGACGCAAGGACAACCGCGCUAUCUACACGAAAAGGGAGGAACAAACUGCAACAGAAAAAAAAAGCAUGCCCAAGGAGAAGACGAACAAGUAUAAAGACAAUUUGAGUUUAUUUAAUGAACUGUUAAAGCACAAAGGUGAGUUAAGCUACUUCCACCAGAAGAUGGUGGAGGAUGAGCAGCAGGAUGAGCUGCCGGAUAAACGGCAGGAGCAGCGGCAGGCGAAUCGUCUCCUAAGAGACGUGCGUGUGAAGAACGAUGGCCACUUUGACGAACGCGCGAGGAGUAGCAAUGUAGUCAAAUUAAGGCAAAACGGAAAUGCGCAUCUGUGGAAUAGCAGCCGUUCUAAUGCUGGAGCCUUUUCAGGCAAGCACGACAUCGCGCAGGUGGGUGUGAGGUCUAAUAAUAGCACGUGUAGUGCGCUUGCCGUGGGUAAAAAUGCCUCUUUUGUGGGAGGCCCCCCCGCAAGCGAAAGCAAUGAGGGAAACGGAGACGACAUGAAUGGCACCUCCGGUUCGAUUGAAUUGAGUGGAUCUCCAGACCCGCGUGAUGGCAGCAACCGCAGCACCUGCAGCUGCGACCACCUCCCCUCGAAAGGGACCCAUAGGGACCAAUUCAACGGAGCGGAAAAGGAAAGCAACGAGAAGAAAUCAUUGCAAAAGAAGAGGCACCCGAACUUGUACAGCUAUCUACUAUUAGAAAAUAAAAAGGAACAAACACAAAAUGUUCAAAUGAAAAUAAAUGUAAAAUUUAAAAAUAUAUAUUUGGUAAAAUAUAAGCAUGUCAAAUGUGUGGUGACUAACAACUCGGGGGUGAUUGUCCAUUCAUUUUCCUUUUGCAAAAACGGAGCAGAUUUGGAGGCACAGAAUCGAAUUUUUAAAAUGUAUAAUAAGGACAAGGAGAGCUUCCACAUGCUGCGUCAUGAUGAGGUGCAGGUUCUCCUGGAGGAGCUGAAAAGAAGAGCGCACACAGAUGUCACCUUUGAGCUGCUCUUCGAUGCGCAUGUGGUUAAUGGGAGGGUCGAAAUAUCUCCAUCGACGUUUUACAGGCUAAGCUUUUACGGCGUCGAGGAGGUGCCCCAGAAGGGGGUGGAGCCAGAUGCGAAGGGGACCAAGAGCAGAGAGACGAGUGCAAGGCUAACUAAAGAGGAUGUGAGUGCCCCCGGUGGGGGAAUCAGCGGGGUGGUCGCAAAAGGUGGGGCUGCUAAGGGGAAGACUCCCAGGGGGGAAGUCGCUCAAGGGAAGGUCGCUCAUGGGAAGGUCACCAUCGGGAAGGCUGCUAAUGGGAAGGUCGCUCAAGGUGGGCCUACCAACGGGAAGACUGCCCAUGCGAAUGCUGCCCACGGGAAGGUCACCAGCCGCGUCACUAGUAACCGCUUCUCUACCAACCGUGCCACUAACCACCGCGCAGCUACCAACCUUGCCGCUAACCACCGCUUCUCUGCCAAAGGAGCAACGGGCCAAUCGGGCAAAAGCAGCGCCACGCCCGUCACAAAACCGAAGGAGGAAAAGGAAAAGAACUCCUAUAUAGGGUUCACCAUACUACACCUUAAGUACCUCUUCCAGAUGCAGGAGAAGGGAUCAGUGCAUCUGAACAUCUCGAGUAACAACAAUGAGGGGCUCGAUUUUGUGAAAAGUUAUAGCAAAGAGGAACAUGCACAUCAAACGGAUGGAAAAGCACUUGCAGAAAUGUACUCAAAUAAUUUAAGCUAUGUAGACAAAAUAGGGAUGCUUUUUAAAAUAUUAUUUGGCCACAGUUUGAACAUCUCCUCUCAGAAGGUUUUCUUGGAAUAUCAGUUCGUUUCAAAUGAUGUGAGUGGUUGGGAUCUUCGUGUAGAGGGGGACUCCCCUGACAGACACGCAGAUUUUAAAAGUGCUCUGGAAAUGGUCCAAAAGGGGAACGUCUCCAACCAGUUAGAAACGAAAAAGGGAGUGGAAGAAUGCAUGAAGAAUUACCUUAAAAAUUGUUCCCAUUAUAUUUACGACGAAAUUACCAUUUCGCUAUUUGGCUUGCCAGAGAGAAACGGAGAGGAGAGCGAUAAGAGGUGCUCUGUGGACGAGGUGAAGGGUAGAGGCACAUGUGGAAGACCCCGCUUUUGUAAGUCCCCAAGUGAGGCAACCAUUCAGGGUUCUUUCUCCAAAGGGGGGCCUUUUCCCUACACAGUGUGUAGCGUUGCUAGUAGGGAGGGGACCCCAUACAGAGAGGCCAGUAAACUCUCCAAUAGCGGAUGGGACCACCACGAAGAAGAGGUAAAGACCUCCAUCCGUCUCAUCUCAGAGGCGUGUCUACCAGACUCGUGCGAAGCAUCACAGAGGUUAAAACCGCACCUGGUGAAUCUGCUGAAUUGGUUAGAGAGGACGAAUGAAAAAAGAAACAAAAAAAACAAAAAAAACAAAAGGAUGGAAACGUUGGAACAUAUUAUACGCAAGUACACCACAGGCUUUAAUGACUGCCUCGAUUUUGCGGAAGUGAGCAACGGUAGUAAGGCCUACAAACUCUAUGAGGAGAAUAAGAAGCUGAAGGAAUAUAUAAAAAACUGCAACUGUUUCUUUAUCAAUACGUUGAUGAGGAACCACCAGGAGAUACAGAAGUUGAGGCACAGCAAUAAGACUGUUAAUAUACUGUACAAUAGGGAGAGGAUGGGCAACCUAGGCAGGGGGGGAGUCAAGGGGGGCCCCUCCCUGGCGGGUGCCCACUCGGGGGAGGUGCGUCACGCGGAUGAGAUGCGCCAUGUGGGUCAUAUUGACGAGCUGCAUACACCCGUGGAGCUAGAUCGGUUCGGCGCGAUAAACACACUGGAGCAACAGAAUGACAUUCUGAGCGGCAUGAUUGGUAGGCGGCCCGUUGGGAACUUGGCCGGCUCCGCGAGCACGGCGAGGAGGGGCGAGCGGGGAUGUCCCCCCGUUUGUCCACACGUGACGAGGCAGGAUAGUCAAAGCGGCAACUACCAUGUGGGUAGCAAAGUGGGAAAGCCCUUUUCGAAAAGGAACUUCCAGACGCCCACGGCGGAUGGCGGUCGUGCAGACAAGCGGACUGAUCUGCUACAUUGUACGUCACAUUGGCCGAAAGAGGGGGGAGCGCCCCUGCAAGACCUUCAGGGGAGAAACGCGUGCAGCAAGUCGUCCCCCCAGUUGAGCUCAUUCAGCGCGUUUCGCUUCGGCGGAAGUGGUGGAAGUGGUAGAAGCGGCCGAGGCGGGCGCGCCUGUUCCCACUCGUGUCACCUCGGAAGGGGGGAGUCGCGCGGUGGGCCAGCGGAUAUAAGUGGUCGAAGAGACCGAAGCGAUGGAAGAUGCGGAAGCGGUCGAAGCGAGCGAAGCCGCCUGCUGACGCUCUACUCGAACCCGAUCGGCGCAGCCCUCCACGCGCGCGCGCCGAGGAAGGAACGGCGUGAUGCCACCACGGGCAGCCUUGUGAAGAGCUCGAAAGAUGCGUGUCUGCUCGCAAAUGCGAAAUGGAGCGCGUGGAGGCGGCGAACUGUUGGGGGGCAAGGCAGUAGGGAUGGCCAUGUGAGGCUGGAAGCCCCGUCUAGCAGUCAUGAAAUGAAGCCAAGACAAUCGCUUAGUAUGUUGAAGAAAAAGGGGGGCACGACGGUAUGCAGUGGAGAAGCGAUCCAUGCUGGUGGUAUUGCGAGGGGCAAAAAGGGGGCGACCACCAGGGGGGAAUGCAGCCCAUGGGAGGCGCGCCCCGAGUUGAAGAGAGAAAGACGCGAACGGGAGGGGUCCACUACCAGUUGCAGGAGCAAAAGGGGCCCCAGAGACCCGCCCGAGGGGGGGGCUAACCCUGGUCGAGAUAACCCUGGUCGAGAUAACCCUGGUGGAGAUAACUUCGGGGCAAGUAACCCCAAGGGGGAUCUCCCCAGCAGAGCAAAAAACAACUACGACACGAGUGAAGUGUUAAAGAAGGAGUACUUUCACAAAGCGCAGAUGGGGCCAGGGAAGAAGGGGCAAACCUUGCCCAAUUAUUGGCUCAACCCGAGAGGUGCAAAAGAGAAAGGAAAGGAACACCCCACUGAGGGGGCGACUAACAAUUCGAGUGAAGACAAAUCUGGUGAGUGGAAGGUAACGCAUGUGGGGGGACGUGAAAACGCAUCUGUCUCAACUUUGAGAGGUGGGAAGUCUGGGGCCAUCACGGGCGGGGGUUCCACACAAGUGGGUCCUACACAAGUGGGUCGAAUUUCCAAUCACCUCCAUGGGGGGAGAAAAGGAACCAACACGGUAGUGACAGCUGGAGGGGCAAACAAAGAAAACCACAUGAAUAACGUAGAUUACAAAAAGAGGUACAUCGAAAGGGUUAUAUCUACGUAUGAUGAGUACAUUCCCAUAAAGAGGGAACAGCCCCAUGAGGGGAGAAAAAUCUGCACAAUUAGCGGUUCAGCCAGUAGGGUGCAGUCCCCCGGGGUGGGCAAAAAUGAUGUUGCUAACGUAGAAGGGGUGGGCACCAAGGAGAGUCCCCCAAACGACAAUGCCAUUACGUCAAUAAAAGAAAUCAUUCAGAAUAACCUAACGAGGAAAAGCAACUUGGAUCUAAGCUGUAUAGAAAAAAGCGCGCUCCUCAAAAAUUUGCACAACGGUAAGGUGCCCCCUAGUGUGUACCUUGAGGGGGUGAAGUCGGGCGGACAGGAAACCCACCCGAAAGCUGCUCCGGGGGGAGAGAAACGACGCGCCCCCAACUCGAAGGACGCCUACAUCCUUGACAUCAUAGAUAAGAAUUUGAAUAAGUCCUUCAGCCAGCUGGACCGCAUAAAGAAGAAGAUGAGCGAGCACUUGGUUGUGUAG